Acomys russatus (golden spiny mouse) is the source of this 3020-nucleotide messenger RNA. It is a transcript of the gene Strn3, whose product is annotated as striatin 3. Gene Ontology annotation, cellular component: dendrite. Bases 207 to 2594 code for a protein of 795 amino acids. The record is from RefSeq and is a predicted model, not a curated record. The transcript is spliced from 18 exons. Lineage: Eukaryota; Metazoa; Chordata; Mammalia; Rodentia; Muridae. Gene Ontology annotation, molecular function: calmodulin binding; protein-containing complex binding; protein phosphatase 2A binding.
GGCAGAUGGAGGAGGGACUGUAAUGGCGGCGGCCGGCAGCUCCCUGCUCUGAUCCGCGGCAGGCACCCGGCGGCGACCCACCCCCCGUCCCCGGCCCUCUCCCGGCCGGCCCCCGCCCUGCCGUCGGCGCGGGGCCACCGUCCCGGCCCUCCCCAGCAGCUGUCGGCGUCUGGCUCUGCGCCCCGGCCGGGGCCCCCCCACACACAAUGGACGAGCUGGCCGGAGGCGGCGGCGGUCAGGGGAUGGCGGCCCCUCCCCGGCCGCAGCAGGGACCCGGGGGCAACCUGAGCCUUCCGCCGGGAGCGAACGGAGCGCCGGGCGGAGGGGGUCCUACGGCCGCCGAGGCGGCGGGGCCCCCGGCAGGCCCCGAGCUGUCCCGGCCGCAGCAGUACACUAUCCCGGGGAUACUGCACUACAUCCAGCACGAGUGGGCUCGGUUCGAGAUGGAGCGGGCGCACUGGGAGGUGGAGCGGGCCGAACUGCAGGCGCGGAUCGCAUUUUUACAAGGAGAAAGGAAAGGCCAAGAGAAUUUAAAGAAGGAUUUAGUGAGGAGAAUAAAGAUGUUAGAGUAUGCAUUAAAACAAGAAAGGGCAAAGUAUCACAAAUUAAAAUAUGGCACAGAACUGAACCAAGGUGAUUUGAAAAUGCCAACCUUUGAAUCAGAGGAAACCAAAGAUGCGGAGGCUCCUCCAGCACCCCAGAAUAGCCAGCUAACGUGGAAGCAAGGCAGACAGCUGUUAAGACAGUAUCUUCAGGAAGUAGGAUACACAGAUACAAUAUUAGAUGUACGAUCUCAGCGGGUAAGGUCAUUACUUGGACUGUCUAAUUCAGAACCAAAUGGAUCCGUAGAAGCAAAGAAUUUAGAACAGAUCCUGAAUGGUGGUGAAUCUCCUAAACAAAAAGGUCAAGAAAUCAAAAGGCCCUCUGGUGAUGUUCUUGAGACAUUCAAUUUCUUAGAAAGUGCUGAUGACAGCGAUGAGGAGGAAAGUGACAUGAUUGAGGGCAUCCCGGAAGGAAAAGACAAACUGCGGCUCAACAAGCACAAAAUAGGUAAUGAAGGGUUAGCUGCUGACUUAACUGAUGAUCCCGAUACUGAGGAAGCACUGAAAGAAUUCGACUUCUUAGUGACUGCAGAAGAUGGCGAAGGCGCUGGCGAGGCACGGAGUUCAGGGGAUGGUACAGAAUGGGAUAAAGAUGACCUCUCCCCAACUGCUGAGGUUUGGGAUGUAGACCAGGGGCUAAUAAGUAAACUGAAGGAACAGUACAAGAAGGAACGAAAGGGGAAGAAAGGGGUGAAGAGGGUCAACAGGACAAACCUCUGCGACAUGAUAGCUGAUCUGGGAGAUGAUGAGCUGCCCCACAUCCCUUCAGGAAUCAUUAAUCAGUCUAGGUCAGCUUCUUCUAGAAUGACUGAUCAUGAAGGUGCAAGAGCAGAGGAAGCUGAACCAAUAACGUUUCCAUCUGGAGGAGGCAAGUCAUUUAUUAUGGGUUCUGAUGAUGUUUUGUUAAGUGUACUGGGCCUUGGAGACCUUGCAGACUUGACGGUAACAAAUGAUGCAGACUAUAGUUAUGAUUUGCCUGCCAAUAAAGAUGCCUUUCGAAAGACUUGGAACCCCAAGUAUACACUGCGUAGUCAUUUUGAUGGAGUGAGAGCAUUAGCUUUUCAUCCUGUAGAACCUGUGCUGGUUACUGCUUCUGAGGACCACACCCUCAAACUUUGGAACUUGCAAAAAACGGUUCCUGCCAAAAAGAGUGCCUCUUUAGAUGUAGAGCCCAUCUACACAUUCAGGGCCCACAUUGGCCCUGUUCUAUCAUUAGCUAUCAGCUCUAAUGGAGAGCAGUGUUUUAGUGGUGGUACUGACGCAACAAUUCAGUGGUGGAACAUGCCUAGUCCAAACGUGGAUCCCUAUGACACAUACGAGUCAAAUGUUCUAGCUGGCACUUUAGUUGCUCAUACAGAUGCAGUUUGGGGUCUGGCCUAUAGUGGCAUAAAAAAUCAAUUACUGUCUUGUUCAGCAGAUGGCACUAUUAGGUUAUGGAAUCCACAAGAAAAAUUGCCAUGUAUCUGCACUUACAAUGGAGACAAGGGACAUGGAGUACCUACAUCAGUUGACUUUAUAGGCUGUGACCCAGCUCACAUGGUCACCUCUUUCAGCACUGGUAGUGCAGUAAUUUAUGAUUUAGAAACAUCACAGUCAUUAGUGAUGCUUUCCUCACAGGUAGAUUCUGGUUUACAAUCUAGUAAUCACAUUAACAGAGUAGUAAGUCAUCCCACGCUUCCUGUUACAGUAACUGCUCAUGAAGACAGACACAUCAAGUUUUUUGACAAUAAAACGGGUAAAAUGAUCCAUUCUAUGGUAGCUCAUUUGGAUGCUGUUACAAGUUUAGCAGUAGAUCCCAAUGGAAUCUAUUUGAUGUCUGGAAGUCAUGACUGUUCCAUUAGAUUAUGGAAUUUGGACAGUAAGACAUGUGUACAAGAAAUAACAGCUCAUAGGAAGAAGUUGGAUGAGUCAAUUUAUGAUGUUGCUUUCCAUCCAUCAAAGGCGUAUAUCGCCAGUGCAGGAGCUGAUGCUCUUGCCAAAGUAUUUGUGUGAACCAACAUAGACUGGCAUCAUGAAAAAAAGAUUUACUUGGUCAGAAAGGGGGUCUGCUGCAUCACUGCCAUCAAGAAGGUUACUGAAAUGACACUACAUGGGAUCUGCCUGGUGAAAGCAGGCAUAAGUUGGGAAUCACAUCUUAAUGUCAGGCUGACUAGUUUAACUGUAUUUUGUGGGACAGAAAGGAAAAGGACUCCAGUAUCUACCCUUUUACUGGAUAUGAACUGAGCGGUUUUUUGUUUUUGUUUUUUAAAGGUGUUUAAGCCAAUGUGGAGUCUGACCUUACAAAAAAAAAAAAGACUUUUUUGUUGGACUCUGUGUGCUGCCUUAGGGUUAGGAAUGUGGUGCUCUUGUGGGGAAGCAAGCUCCAAGAGUAGCUUUUUCAUCUCUUCGUGAUCUUACGUUUAUCAGUUGUAUGCCACA